GAUUAUUAAUCCAGCUAGAGAAGAAAUAUCCUUUUACUUAGCAAGAAUGAGUAUCCGAAGAGCUGAUAAUAUUGUUCAGGCAGCAGGGUGGAAUGGCAGAGCUUGAAGAAUGUCUUCCAAGCAAGCCACCUCUCCAUUUGCCUGUGCAGCUGAUGGAGAGGAUGCGAUGACCCAGGAUUUGACCUCAAGGGAAAAGGAAGAGAGCAGUGAUCAACAUGUGGCCUCCCAUCUGCCUCUGCACCCCAUAAUGCACAACAAACCUCACUCUGAGGAGCUACCAACACUUGUCAAUACCAUUCAACAAGAUGCUGACUGGGACAGCGUUCUGUCAUCUCAGCAAAGAAUGGAAUCAGAGAAUAAUAAGUUAUGUUCCCUAUAUUCCUUCCGAAAUACCUCUACCUCACCACAUAAGCCUGACGAAGGGAGUCGGGACCGCGAGAUAAUGACCAGUGUUACUUUUGGAACCCCAGAACGCCGCAAAGGGAGUCUUGCUGAUGUGGUGGACACACUGAAACAGAAGAAGCUUGAGGAAAUGACUCGGACUGAACAAGAGGAUUCCUCCUGCAUGGAAAAACUACUUUCAAAAGAUUGGAAGGAAAAAAUGGAAAGACUAAAUACCAGUGAACUCCUUGGAGAAAUUAAAGGUACACCUGAGAGCCUGGCAGAAAAAGAACGGCAGCUCUCCACCAUGAUUACCCAGCUGAUCAGUUUACGGGAGCAGCUUCUGGCAGCACAUGAUGAACAGAAAAAACUGGCAGCCUCACAAAUUGAGAAACAACGGCAGCAAAUGGACCUUGCUCGCCAACAGCAGGAACAGAUUGCAAGACAACAGCAGCAACUUCUGCAACAGCAGCACAAAAUUAAUCUCCUGCAGCAACAGAUCCAGGUUCAGGGUCACAUGCCUCCGCUCAUGAUCCCAAUUUUUCCACAUGACCAGCGGACCCUGGCAGCAGCUGCUGCUGCCCAACAGGGAUUCCUCUUCCCCCCUGGAAUAACAUACAAACCAGGUGAUAACUACCCUGUACAGUUCAUUCCAUCAACAAUGGCAGCUGCUGCUGCUUCUGGACUCAGCCCUUUACAGCUCCAGAAGGGUCAUGUAUCCCACCCACAAAUUAAUCCAAGGCUAAAGGGCUUAAGUGACCGUUUUGGCAGGAAUUUGGAUACCUUUGAACAUGGUGGUGGCCACUCUUACAACCACAAACAGAUUGAGCAGCUCUAUGCCGCUCAGCUGGCCAGCAUGCAGGUGUCACCUGGAGCAAAGAUGCCAUCAACUCCACAGCCACCAAACACAGCAGGGACGGUCUCACCUACUGGGAUAAAAAAUGAAAAGAGAGGGACCAGCCCUGUAACUCAAGUUAAGGAUGAAGCAGCAGCACAGCCUCUGAAUCUCUCAUCCCGACCCAAGACAGCAGAGCCUGUAAAGUCCCCAACGUCUCCCACCCAGAACCUGUUCCCAGCCAGCAAAACCAGCCCUGUCAACCUGCCAAACAAAAGCAGCAUCCCUAGCCCCAUUGGAGGAAGCCUGGGAAGAGGAUCCUCUUUAGAUAUCCUGUCUAGUCUCAACUCCCCUGCCCUGUUUGGGGAUCAGGAUACAGUGAUGAAAGCCAUCCAGGAGGCACGGAAGAUGCGAGAGCAGAUCCAGCGGGAGCACCAGCAGCAACAGCCACACGGUGUUGAUGGGAAACUGUCCUCCAUAAAUAAUAUGGGGCUGAACAACUGCAGGAAUGAAAAGGAAAGAACACGCUUUGAGAAUCUGGGGCCCCAGUUAACAGGAAAGUCAAAUGAAGAUGGAAAACUGGGCCCAGGUGUCAUCGAUCUCACUCGGCCAGAAGACGCAGAGGGAAGUAAAGCAAUGAAUGGCUCUGCAGCUAAACUACAGCAGUAUUAUUGUUGGCCAACAGGAGGUGCCACUGUGGCUGAAGCACGAGUCUACAGGGAUGCCCGCGGCCGUGCCAGCAGUGAGCCACACAUCAAGCGACCAAUGAAUGCAUUCAUGGUUUGGGCAAAGGAUGAGAGGAGGAAAAUCCUUCAGGCCUUCCCCGACAUGCAUAACUCCAACAUUAGCAAAAUCUUAGGAUCUCGCUGGAAAUCCAUGUCCAACCAGGAGAAGCAACCUUAUUAUGAAGAACAGGCCCGGCUAAGCAAGAUCCACUUAGAGAAGUACCCAAACUAUAAAUAUAAACCCCGACCGAAACGCACCUGCAUUGUUGAUGGCAAAAAGCUCCGAAUUGGGGAGUAUAAGCAACUGAUGAGGUCUCGGAGACAGGAGAUGAGGCAGUUCUUUACUGUGGGGCAACAGCCUCAGAUUCCAAUCACCACAGGAACAGGUGUGGUGUAUCCUGGUGCUAUCACGAUGGCAACUACCACACCAUCACCUCAGAUGACAUCUGACUGCUCUAGCACCUCGGCCAGCCCCGAGCCCAGCCUCCCGGUCAUCCAGAGCACUUAUGGUAUGAAGACAGAUGCCGGAAGCCUAGCUGGAAAUGAAAUGAUUAAUGGAGAGGAUGAAAUGGAAAUGUAUGAUGACUAUGAAGAUGACCCCAAAUCAGACUAUAGCAGUGAAAAUGAAGCCCCGGAGGCUGUCAGUGCCAACUGAGGAGUUUUUGUUUGCUGAAUUAAAAUACUCUGACAUUUCACCCCCUACCCCAACAAAAAGUUCUUAAAGAGCCCGCAUGCAUUUGUGGCUCCACAAUUACAUCAGCAGAAUGGUCUUAAUUGUUUCGUAAAGUGUGAGACAGAUUAAGUUUUCCCUGAUUUUUCAUGAACUUGAGUUUUUUGUCGUUAUUGUUAUUGUUGUUGUUGUUGUUUUUUUAAUUUAGGUGAAGACAUAUUAAAUAUGAGACACCAGGACUUGAAAACUUAUCUCAACCCGUAGAUGUCUUACAAGUCUUAUAUUUUUGUCUUACUUUUUUUUUUCUUUUGGAUGUUGAUAAAGGUUUAAGUUACUGUUUUAGAUGGGGUUAAACAUUCUCACUCAGGUAUGCUGUGCCGGCCUACAGGUUGUGAAUGUGUUUUUAUUCUGAAUUAUCUUAGAAAACAACUGAGGAUUUCAUAUUGUGAAACAGAACAAGUCCACGGCGUGUGCAGCUGCAUGUAGAGCAUAUUCAAAAGGCCUCAGAAUUCCAGUUUUCCAUGUGUAGAGUUAAACUUCGAAUGUGCCAAACUUUUUCUUAACUUUUGAAUCUUAAUAUUUUGAAAGUCUUAAAAGAGACACUGCAAAGUCUUAGACAAUCUUUGGCAUCUUAAAAUAAAAGAGAAAAACAACUUUUUUUUUCCAGAAAAUGGUAAAGUGCUCAGGAAUCUGGAGACAAGAUAUUGUAAGGAAUGAACAAGGUUGCCACAGUGCAUGGACCCAAUUGUGUUUGCCUGUUGAUGUGCCAUCAGUGCAUGAUGUGGUAUGACGUACACACACCAGAGCGAUCACCACACCAGAUAUCGACAGGGUGGUCUUCUCUGCCUGAGACCACCUCUCACUACAUCCAUUAUCCCUUUGCCUUUAACCCUGACAUUCAGUCUUAACACAUCUUCUCUUAAAUAAUUUAUUCAUUCCAGAAUGUCAAGGGUCCACUUACUAUUUAUUUUUUUAAAAAAUUGUUGGUGGCAUUAAUUUAAUAAUUCUUGUUUUUCACCCUCCUUCCCCAAGGAAUUUUUUAGUCCUUUUCACCUCCUCCCUCUAUGUACAUAGUGAUUUUAUGCCCCCAGAACACCUGGAAGCAUUUCUGAAACCAAGAUACUAUUAAAAAACCUAUUAUUGUUUUUAAUCAUGAGUAUAUAUCUGGCUGCAGGGCUGUGUAUUGGGAUAGAGGUGUAUAGUCUUAAACAGGCAUGCCCCUGAGGUUCACUGUGACCUCAAGUCUUUUGCCAGAAUUUUUCCCUAAUUCAGUUCACGAGUGGUAGGGUCUGCAUCUGCGACAUUUCCCCCUGAAUUCUAUUCACAGCAAGGGUCAACAGUGGUGACUGCCAGGCAGGAGAGUCCUGCGGCCAAACCUGAAGCCCCAGGCUCGUGGGCCAUGCAGGAGUCUCAGUGAAGCUGUCAUGGGCUGGCACCUUUACACUGAGUUGCCUUGUCCCAGCUGGCACAUCCAGGGAGUUCAUUGCAAAAUCUCCAGGAUGCGAGAAGCCAUGUGACAGCCUGAGAGCAAAGAUAGUGGCAAAUAGUCAUGAUACAUCUAGAGAAUGAAAGAAACCAUAGGAGAGGGGGAGAGGGGUAAUACAUUCCCCAUAUAGGAUGUUCCUACUGUUAACUCUGGGGAACAGAUAGCUCUGGGGGCAGCAGAUAGGUUCCUCUGGCUGACUCUUAUCUGUGGCCACAUGGGGACAUACCUACGUAUGAACAAGAUGAACUGCAUUUGUCACACAAGGAUUUCUUAGGAGACAUGCUGCUGGGAUGGGAAGCAGUGAGGUUUUAUUCCCCAUCUCCUAACUACAGGGAGCUCUGCCAUGCCAUUUUGACCUUCCUGAAACCAGGACAGGUUGCCUAUUGGGGGUCUUCACCCAGAGAGGUUUAGUGGGAGAAUGUCAGUGAAUGGGAAAGUUCAUCUCAUGGGACAACCCAGAAUCUGAUCACCAGGACAUAGGAAUGGCCCCAUCAGAUUUCUUGAGCCGUUUUGUCACUUGGAAGAAAAUAGUGUACCUUUGUAUUUAUUUAACAGUGCUCAAGGCCUAAUAGCAAUAAACAGGUCUAGCCAAGAAAUUACCAGCUAUGCCAUUAGCUGGAAGUGCUCUCUAUAAGCUGAUUAAGGUACUGAUAGGAAUGUUUUGUUCUUCAUAUUGGUGGGGGAUUAGAAAUUUGUUUUUGUACAUUUAUUUCAAAUGAGGAGGAGGUCUUUUUUCCUAAAAAAAAAAAAUGAGUAUUUAUUAUUGUCUUACUGAUUUCUUUGAUUUAUAUACCUCUCCUCCUCAGUUCACUCUCGUUUUUUUUCUCUUUUUCUUUGGCUUUUGCUUGUGCUUUCUCUCUCUUCUCUUAUUUUGUUGCAUUGGUAGAGUGUUGUAUGGCUAGUAUUGUAUUGUAUGUAAUUAAUUUUGCACAAAGGCAAACAUUUAGCAUAGUAGGUUAAUUUUGUUUGUUUUUAUGACCAUGCCAAAAUAAUAUUCUGGGCUGGUGGAGAACAAAGGACUGUUCUUUAGGACUGAAACUUGAUUUUGCUUGUAGUAAGUGAAAAAAAAACAAAAACAAAAAAAAACAAAAAAAAAACACACACACUCACAGAUGUUGUUUCGUAAGUGUUAUAAGCACUGGAUAUAAAUGGUAUUUUUUAUCACUUCUGACUAAUGUGAAACUGUUGUACGAAAACUACAUGAACAAAAGUCAUCUGUUUCGACUCGUGUGGGCUUGCCUCACAGUUGCCGGAUUUGAGUCAUUUUUAUGUCUUGUUAUUUCAUUUAUUUAUGCAAAAUACAUGUGUGUAUGAACACUUUGUUUUAGCUCCAGCUCUGCCUCAGUACUGGGGUUCAGUUACUUUUAGCCAUGUUCUUAAAAAUGAAAGGCUAUUCAGGAAUGAUCUGAUUGUAAACAUCUCUUUCAUUGGAUCAAAGAGUAAUGCUGUAUUUGAAUCUAAAUUUUGUGUAUAAGCAGUUUAUUUAUUAGCCAAGUUUGGCUCUAAAUAUCCAUGGAAAUUAAGAAUGACAAUCAUAGGGAUCACUUCAUUUUAUUUUCAGUGGGGCUUAAACAAAGUUUUUAUGACUUUACCAUCUCAUUUUAGAUUUUUCUAAUUGUGUAAAUAUAACAUAGCAAUAGAAUUUAUUUUUGGUUCAUGAAUUCUUAGUGAGGUCUAAGUUAUGUAUUUCCUUUUUGUUCUCUAUCCAUAGAUAUUGGUCCAAACUGAAAGUUGAUGAGUCACUGUGCCUCACAGCAGUAGUGAGUUAUCAGCUACAGUGAGAGAGCAGUGUUCGGCCUGCAGCUGGGACAGGCUUCACCAGGGUUCUCAUUGCAGGUCAGAACCCACUGUCCACAGAUUCAGACAUUUCCCAGUUUCUUACAGAAAGCUGAUGAUUGGACAUACUAAAUUUCCACUACAGCUGGGAGACCGUUUGCUAUGUGAGUCCACAUAAAUCUUCUAAGGUAGUUCUGUGACCAUGUAAUAGCAAGAAGCAUGAAUGCCAUUACAAAGGCAAAAAUCCACCUCUGAGAUUGGCCAUUAAUAAAAGUUCCACCAUGACAUUUUGGUGUCAAUAAUGUUAAGCAACCUUGUUUUUGCGGUGCUUCCUAUUCCAUAGUAUCUUCAAAUCAAAGAUAAAAAGUAUUUCCAUUUUGUUAAAGAACACACAGGAUCAGGGUUCUCCUUGUUACUUAGAAUUGGAACACUGGCAGACAAUCCUCUCCUUAAAAAGUAAAGGGCGGUAUGGGAUGGAAGGGAAAGGAGAAAAGAAGGAAGGAAGGAAAAAAAGGAAGGAAGAGAGAGAGAGAGAAAAGGUCGCUUUGCGGACGUGAGCCGCCAGGCUGACAACUUUUCUAUUUCACUGGCAGAUAUCAAACAGCGUCUUUUCCAGGAAGGUACGGAAGCUUUGUUGUUUUCACACCUAUCCAACUCAGUCUUUUAGGAGCACAUCAGUUUGCUUCAUUAGGUAUUUGAUACUCUCCAGCCUUGUCCUCAGGCCUGAUUUGAUUUGCCAAGGUCCUGACACCAAUGCCCAGGCCAACUUCUAAAUUCAGGUGUGGGCUCCCAGUGCUAUUGAGCUUGUCGAAUUCUGGCCUCCCCUGAACAUUUAGCCCCACGGGAGCCUGAGGGUGUUUGAAAAGGGUGUGAUCACUCUAGGGCUGAAAUUAAAGGCUGCUUUCUUUUCCUUCUGAAGCCAGGCUGCUUCUCUGGAGCACACCCUCCUGAGCCGGGAACGCAGGCGCUAGCUGAAAGCAGGGAUUGUUUCUGGGAAGCCCAUUUACCCUCAGUAGGAAGGCAGCCUGGUCACUUGAACAGCACAGCCGAGGCUGCUUCUCUCAAUUUACUCAUUUUGCAAAGAAUUGACCUCUACCAACUCAUUAGGGAGAGAAAAAAGAAUCACUUAGUAAUUUUAGAUCAUCGAGAAGUCCCCUACCAAGUGCCAACAACUGCUAAGAAACGCAGCUAGAGGAAUGUAUUGAAAUUAUUACUGGGUCUUCCUUUUAAUGAGAAAAUGACCAAAAUGGUUGCUGUAGCCCUGCCUGAUUUUGUACACGUUUGUCUAAGGAUUGAGUUGGCACUUAAGCUCACUUCUCAAAGUAUAAUAAUAUUGUAUGACCUCAUUUGUCCUUUCACAAAAGCACUUGCAUCAUUUCCUUAAGUCAUCUGCUCCCUGACAUGUUUUCUUCCCUAAUAAACAACUUCUGUCUGUUAUUCUUGCCAAUGAUGUUCUGUUUCUGAUGCCAUAUCCUAUUGAGCGUGCCCCUGCACUAAUAUCACUGAAACUAUUGAUAUGCAAACACAUUUCCUUUUCAUCCCCAUUCCAUCUUUUCUUUUGGGGACAGAUUGCUUUCCAAAAGCUCAUGAACAAGUAUUUGGAAUGCUGGUACCUUUGGGGCAGAGGUAAGGGUGGAUGGGGUGGGGGCAGAAAGGUAAUGCUUAAUGCAGAUACUCUUCUAAUCAGUGUCCGUGGCAAUAUGAACGCUUGAAGACAACUCAGUGACAUAUCUUGCUCAGUAGUUUCUGAUUCCUGAAGAACCACAAGCAUAAAGUGAGGCCUCAGUGCUGGUGCUCUUGGAGUAUGGGGAAUGUGCAAAUAUUGAACUGUUUCGUAUGCUGCACAUUGCAGGUCUGCUCAUGUGCAUUCUCCCUUUGUCUUCCUUUGUCAUAUGUGUUGUUGCUUUUUUGAAAGUGCAGUCUUUAUUGUACCCUCCUCCAGCUUGUAGCAAAUUAGAAUGCUUAGCAUUUAUGUUCAUUCAUUAUUGUAUUUGCCAUGUAAAAUUUUUAUUACCUUAGACAAGCUUAUAAGCUGUUACUACAUAACUUAUCUUACUGUAACUCUUUUAUUUUCCCCCCGACGUUGUAAUUUGUUUGUGAUGUAUAUUGUGAGAUUGUAUUCUAUGUUAAUUUAAUCAGCACAAUUCACUGACAUGCUGGACUGACAUGCUGGCUGCUGUUUCAAAGUGUAAAGUUUGUGUAGGGCUGUUGGGACAACUGCAACUCUGUUGUCAAGGUACUGUGCUUUGGUUCCUAUAGCAACACUGGGUGUGGCCCUUGAAUUGCUAAGGGCAUUUAAUACACCCUGGAGCAAAUUUUAACUGCAGAUUUUCUUUGUAGAAAUUCUAUGUAUAAUGCAGGUACCUACUUGGCCCAUGGCUGGUAACUAUUUGGGCAAUUAGAGAAAAAAAAAAAAACAAAAAACCAUAAAAACUAGUGUCUAUUGCUGCUUUGAAUAUGUUUGAAAGUCUGAAAAUGUAAAUAGUUUAUCAAAAAAAAAAUCUUGUACAGUCCAGUGUAAAGUUUUUAAAUGACCUUAAGGGUUGCCAUCACAUCUUUCUCGCACUCUCCUCUUGAUAAUAAUAAUUAAAAGUUUGCAAAGGAUUAAAGAAAUGGGAAAAAUAAAAAAAAAAUCUCUUCAAAUUUACAGGAAUGAAUUAUUGUUCUUAGCUUUGUUGCUACACAAACUUCUUGGAUUUUGUUGUGCAGUAUUGACGUGAGAUAAAGCUCAACAUUGAAUAAUCUUUCAGUGGUACUUUUCAAAGUCUUCCCCUCCUCUGCCUCAUAAUUAAGGGAAAAGACAAAAUUGAAAGACACACUGUCUUUAUCUAUCCUGGUGUAUGUUGGCACCUUAGCUACUUUUUUUUUUUCCUUUUUGCACAAGGUGCUUUCCUGAUAUGUUCAACAUGCCAUCUUUGGGUGAUAAUGUAUAUGCCGUGAUGGGGCUCAGGCCCCUUAGGGGAGUGUCUAUAAGAACUGCCUAUUUAUGCUCAUUUACCUCAAGACUGUCCUCUCUACCCUAAUCUAGUUGUCAUCACUCCAUCUUUUGUACUGCUGUUGACACUUACAAAUUAAAGAUAAAUUUUGUUUUAUGA
Molecule: messenger RNA, 8968 nt
Organism: Saimiri boliviensis boliviensis (Bolivian squirrel monkey)
Lineage: Eukaryota; Metazoa; Chordata; Mammalia; Primates; Cebidae
Source: RefSeq, a predicted model, not a curated record